CAUUGUUUGAAGGCGGGGAAGUGAGGCAUUCCUCGGAGAAGUACGGCUGUAAGGAACUGAGCCGACUCACCGGGACUUCACUUCAUUUAUACCGGUGUGCUUUCUUGGACCUUUCGUCUUCAUUCGGGGCUCGUAAGAUCCUUGCUCAUCAAGCUCACAAAAUCAACAUUCCAAGCCAAAAAGCAAUCCACAAAGCACUACCUACCAAGCAGCCAAAACAACAAAAGAUGGUUUUUUUCUCUGAUCCUGCCGCUUCCAGUGUCGCUCAAGAUGCUACUAGUUUCUUUGCCUUGGACGGAGGCGAUGAAACCUGCACAGCACCUCGAAGGAAAAGCAGCCUACGCAAGCUCAUGGAUUUCUCGGCUGCCUCCAACUCCUCCGAACUUGGAAGCACAAAAAGAUCUUCUCGCAAGUCAAAGAUUCGUCGCAGCCAAUCUACUGUCAGCAAGAAUUCCAAUAGUGCCGAUAUGCAACAACAUCUCGAGGCGAUGGAAGCAUUCUGCCAAGCCUUGCAAGAUGUUGGAAGCAAACAACGAAACAAGAUCCUUCGCCAGUCCAUGAUGAGGGCGCACUCCAUGAGAAAGCUUGUUUCCGCAUAAUUGCAGCUACUGUGCGCCUUCCCCCUUUGAUAGAUUGUUCCAAUAACAUUACAUAUAAGUACGAACCAGUUUUAUUUCCA
Molecule: messenger RNA, 679 nt
Organism: Seminavis robusta
Lineage: Eukaryota; Bacillariophyta; Bacillariophyceae; Naviculales; Naviculaceae
Source: the annotation of a GenBank genome assembly